Messenger RNA from Lineus longissimus, 15702 nucleotides. Its product is annotated as E3 ubiquitin-protein ligase HUWE1-like. Gene Ontology annotation, molecular function: ubiquitin protein ligase activity; protein binding; zinc ion binding. Bases 63 to 13454 code for a protein of 4463 amino acids. Lineage: Eukaryota; Metazoa; Nemertea; Pilidiophora; Heteronemertea; Lineidae. The transcript is spliced from 65 exons. The record is from RefSeq and is a predicted model, not a curated record. Gene Ontology annotation, cellular component: nucleus; cytoplasm. Gene Ontology annotation, biological process: protein polyubiquitination.
GGCCGAUGGAGGCCAUGUAGAACAGUAGAUUUCUUGGUAAUUUAAGUGGUAAAUAAGCCAACAUGAAAAUCGAUCAAAACAAACUCAAGAAAGGCACGUCGGAAGUGCCUGCCGACUGCCGGACGUUGAUUGAACGUCUGAAGUCCUGUAGUCAGGAUGACUUGCUUGGAGAAUUGAAGCAAAUCAAGUCCUGGUCCUAUGGAAAGUGCGAGUUGUUCCAUUGGGCAGAUGUGCUUGAUAUUUUUGAUGAAGUUUUAGAUAAGGCAUGCAGGAGGGAGACUGAUACAAAGUGGAUUCUCAUGUGUGACCUUGAAGGCAAUGAGCAGUUGAAGGAACUCCUCCUCCAGGUACUCCUGUUCACCGCCCUUCUGAUUGAGCACAGCUUUUCUCGCCAUCUCUACAAUUCGAUGGAGCACUUAACAACCCUGAUGUCGUCAAGUGAUAUGACAGUAGUCCUAGGGGUAUUGAACCUUCUCUACGUCUUUAGUAAGAGGUCCAACUUCAUCACGAGGCUGAACAUGGAGAAGAAGCAGGCUCUCGUUCUCAGGCUGUCUCACCUGGCAGAGAGCUGGGGAGGAAAGGAGAACGGUUUUGGACUCGCUGAUUGCUGCCAGGACCUUCCUAUAAAUAAAUAUCCUGGUAGUGCGACAACACUCCACUUUGAAUUCUAUGCAGAAGUUAGUGAUGACAAGUCGGGCAGGAAGAAUACAGCCAAUGUAGUUAGCUGUAUCCAUGUGGAUAACUUGGACAAAGUGGAGAAAUCUCCUGGAGAGAUUAUGGAAGAACUUCUCAGAACAUUCGGUGUUCCAGAUGAUAAACAGAUUUCGCUCUUCACUCACAUUCGAUUGGCGCAUGCAUUCUCCAAAUAUGAGCGUAGAAUUCAGUGUGUACAGGCACGUCUUCAGGCUAUUUCGAUCCUGGUGUAUUCCAAUGCCAUUCAAGACAGUGUUAACAGUUUGCUGUACAAUGGCUUGAUAGAAGAGCUGGUCGAUAUCCUUGAAUUGAAGGAUCCCAAAUUAAUGGACAUAAAAGCUGCGUCACUUCGAACACUGACAUCAGUAAUCCACCUGGAGAGGAACCCAAAUUCCAAUUUUAGGUUGAAUGCAAUCAUCGAUGCCACAGGAGCAGCUUCGUACCAUGGAUUCCUACCGGUGCUCGUCAGGACUUGCAUACAGCACAUGUCAGACAACAACUUGGAAUCAUUUCCGCUGCCAUUUGCUACGGCUCUCUUCUCGUUCUUGUACCAUCUAGCAAGUUAUGAAAGCGGUGGUGAGGCCCUUGAAUCUUGUGGCAUGAUGGAAUCCCUACUUAAAGUCAUCAACUGGUAUGGUGAAGGCCAAGAACACAUCACGUUUGUCACGAGGGCAGUGAGGGUUGUUGAUUUGAUAACAAAUCUGGACAUGGCUGCUUUCCAGUCUCAUGGUGGACUGUCCGCCUUCAUCAACAGAUUAGAGCAUGAAGUUGAUAUCUGCAGAAAGGAACAACCGUUUGUGAUCAGACCAGAUCGUAGUGAGUCUGCGAGUGGUCUCGACUCCAACCCUGCCUCACCUGCUAGCCUUACAAAGAGUGCUUCACCAAUGGAUAUGGAUGGAGAAAACAAGCCCAGUGAUCAUAAUGAUGCGGUCAAUAGUGGUGCCUCUACUUCAGUUGGGUUAACGAAGGAGCAGAAAGCAGAACUGUAUGCUGAGGCUAAAACCGGAUUGACAUGUUUCCCCCAAAGGGCUGCUCUUCUCAAGUCCAUGCUGAACUUCCUGAAGAAAGCGAUACCUGACCCUGCAUUCUCAGAAAGCAUCAGACACUUAAUGGAUGGAUCACUACCACGGUCAUUGAAACAUAUCAUCAGUAAUGCUGAAUACUAUGGAGCAUCUCUAUUCUUGUUAGCAACUGAUGCAGUUACGGUGUACGUAUUCCAAGAGCCCUCCCUGCUGUCGUCCCUGCAAGACAAUGGACUAACUGAUGUUGUUCUACAUGCUCUCCUCAUCAAAGAUGUUCCAGCCACACGCGAGGUAUUGGCCUCCCUGCCCAAUGUUUUCAGCGCCCUGUGCCUGAACGCUAGGGGUUUGGCGGCAUUCGUCCAGUGUAAGCCAUUUGAAAGACUCUUCAAAGUUCUACUUUCACCAGAUUAUCUACCAGCCAUGAGAAGACGCAGGAGUUCCAAUCCCCUUGGUGAUACUGCUAGCAACCUUGGUAAUGCCAUGGAUGAGUUGAUGCGCCAUCAACCUUCCCUCCGAUCGGAUGCCACAAAAGCCAUCAUACAGCUGCUCGAAGAGGUCGUAUCCAUGGGGAAAGAUCCAAAAUAUAUUUGCCAGAAACCGCAACCAAAGUCUGAUUCCUCAACGACAGUGACCUUGAGGUCACCGACACCCAACGAAGGCACAUCCUCUGAUGAAGAGGAGGAAGAAGAUGACAUUCCGAACGCUCAGAGUCAGACUACACCAACAAAAUCUGUUGCAUCAGAUGUGGAAACUACUCAGCCAUCCGCAGAACGAACACCAAUUCCGUUGAUGGAUUACGUAUUGAAUGUGAUGAAAUUUGUUGAGGCAAUCUUGAGUAAUAACACCACAGAUGAUCAUUGUCGUGAGUUUGUCACUCAGAAGGGCUUGGUACCUCUCAUGUCCAUCCUCGGCUUGCCUAAUCUACCCAUAGAUUUUCCCGCCUCUGCCUCUUGCCAAGCUGUGGCCACAGUCUGCAAAGCUGUCUUUACCUUAUCUCAUGAACCCCAGGUGCUAAAACAAGGUCUCCUGCAGUUGAACGAAGUCCUCAUGUCUCUUGAGCCUCUCCACAAGCCCCUGGACCCUCCUGGUGGCUCAGUCCUUCUCCAUGAGUUGGUCAGUGCCAACAACAUCACUGAGGCCACGCUGUCUGUGAACACCACCCCGUUAUUACAUGCCUUAACAGGGGCACAUGCUUACAUCAUGAUGUUUGUGCAUGUGUGCAGAGCAGGACAGAGUGAUAUCCGUACAAUAUCAGUCAGUCACUGGGGUUCAGACCUGGGACUACAAGUGUUGAAAGGACUAAGUCAGUUGUAUACAUCGCUUGUUUGGGAGAGUACAGUCCUACUUGCAUUGUGCAGUGAGAAUAUUCUGCCCUCGGGAUGUGAAUUCGGCAGGGCAGAUAUGGAGAAACUGUUACCAAAGGAUUUCAAAACAGAAAAGGAUAAAGAUAAAGGAACUCCAACAUCGGACAGCAAUCACUCACUUACACGUAGCACCGGGGAAAUGGGUAGCAACGGGGUCAGUGCAGCCAUGGAAUCAUUGACGACACAGGAAAGCACUGUACCAAGUCCAAUGGAAAUGGAUGACGUGACUUCUCUGGAUAACGAAACCAAGAAAAACAAACUUCCACCAGCCUUACAGGCUCAAAUUCGACAAAUCAAACCAUUGCUUUCGGCUUCCUCAAGACUGGGAAGGGCGUUGGCAGAAUUGUUCGGACUUCUUGUAAAACUGUGCGUUGGUUCACAUGUUCGGCAACGACGAACUCACCAGUUGCCACCGCAGCCAAUCGCACCUACGCCUGCAGCCAGAGCAGUUGCAUCUUCGCUCACUAAGUUAUUAGCAAAUGGACUGUCAUGGACACCUCCACCUACAUCUCCUGUGCCAAAACUACAGUUAACUUUCUACAUCUGUUCUGUUGGCUUCACAUCACCAAUGCUGUUCGACGAAAUGAAGUAUCCAUACCACCUGAUGUUACAGAAAUUGGUGUCCUCCGGUGGCCAGGAUGCGUUAUUUGCGGCAUUCAACUGGGCUCUCUCUUGUGGUGGAAAAGUAUCUCUUCAAGAUGGCUUAGAAAGUCCAGAUCUCCCUGAUGGCACUGGUGAGUUCCUUGACGCCUGGCUAAUGCUUGUUGAGAAGAUGGUCAACACAAAGAACGUGCUGGAGUCGCGUCACACCCUUCCUACCAAGUCAACCCCACCUGGCUUUGUGCCGUUCAGCCCCCUCCAAUAUCUCAUCAAAACACACAAGGCUGCAUUCCAUGCCAUUAUGUACCUAUGGGACAAGAAGCCCCUGAAGGUGUACGGUAGCCGCAUGUCUGAGUCGAUCCUGGCCAUCCUCUGUCACAUAAUCAAGGGGGAGGCGACUAUCAAGGAGAAGUUGGCUAAAGAACAAGAGGAAAAGGAAGCACAGUCACCGUCCACAUCAGCUGGAGCGAGCAGUAAACCUGCUGUCAAGGAACCGGAAGAACCCCAAGUCAACCAGGAACAGCUGCAACAGUUGCAGGACAUGGGCUUCGAGAAGGAGCACUGCUUGGAAGCGUUACUGCACUCGUCAAGUCUGGAACAGGCUACCGAAUACCUCUUAUCUCAUCCUCCACCUGUCUUGGGCACCCCAGCAUCAUUAACACCACCGAUUGCACCUGACAUGGAUUUGUCAGAAGAGGAUCAGAUGCUGCGUGCUAUCGCUAUGUCUCUUGGCGAGAACGUGCUGGUUUCCACUGAUCAGACCGAUUCUAAGAAGAACGAUGAUGAAAAGAAACUGGAUGAAGAAAGUAAUGUGGAAGAAUCUCCGUUAGAGAAGGGAACGUUAGAUGACUUCACGAACAAUGUGAUGGCUGGAUGUUUGAAACUGCUGGACUCUUUACCUGAAACUGUUUACCGUGUCUGUGAUCUGUUAGUUGUUAUUACGAAUAGGAAUGGAGAGAAGUGGAGGAAUGAAAUACUUGCUAACCUGGUGAAGGAGGUGUCGGACUAUGCCAACAAACUGGUACAGGUGGCAGCUCCCCUGACCACGUCAGAUACAUGUAGCAUCCUUGAAUGGGCUAACAAACUCUCCACUGUUCCCGAGGCAUCCAAACUUGCCGCUAGAUUACAUCUGCUGAGUUUGACUUUCGAGGAGAUGAAGAUGCCAUGUGCAGAGGCUGUGGAAUCAAGCGGACUCCUGGAGCUGCUUGUCCGUGCACUUGAUGCUGCACAACGAUGUCUCUCUGCUGCCAAGGAUGCUUCAACUCCAAAGUGGCUGGCUCCUCUGAUGUUGCUUAUUGAUCAAUUUGAGAAGAUAUCAAUCACAUCUAGAAGAAAGGCUGAAGUGGAAGCACUUUUGGGUCCAGUUCAUGUUUGGAAGUGGUUUGAUGACCGCAGCGGGCGUUGGUGCACCUACAGCGCUGGAAACAACAAGACAAUCGAUGAUGCCUACUGCGCCAGUGAAACCAACAUCCGAUUCACGGCAGGCAGGAGGAGAUAUACUGUGCAUUUCAAUACGAUGGUGCAGGUGAAUGAAGAAACCGGUAACCGACGUCCAAUUAUGUUGGCGCUGCCAACCAAGGAAGAGAAAGAAAAGCAAACUGCCAAGGAAAAGGAGAAGAAGGAAUUGACUGAUGGAAAGGAGAAGUUAGAUGAUGAGAAGAUGGAUGUGGAAGAAACUGCAUCAUCAUCCGACAAACCUGAAAAGAAGACCGAUAAGAAGAAGUCGGAUUCCAAACCUGUCAAAAUAGUUCAGGGACUUACUCCUGACCAGUACACCAGUAUUGUAAGAUCUGCCGUUGGCCUACUUGGUAUUCCAGUUGAAGCAGAUACCCUCCAUGCUACACUUCGUGUCUGCCUGCGCCUUACCAGGGACCAUAAAUAUGCCUUGAUAUUUGCUGAAUUGGGUGGUCCUAAGCUCCUGUUGGGCCUGACACAAGCGUCUGCUUUCCAAGGGUUCACUUCAUUAGCUACGUUAUUGUUGAGGCACGUGUUGGAAGAACCUAACGUCUUGAGAAUGACAAUGGAGAAGGUGGUAAGAAGUCCAGCUCAGGGUAAUAAUUCCACAGUGACCGGUGUAUCUCAGAGAAGCUUGGGUGCCGUUGAGAUGCAUUACGUGCUGCGAGUCCUUGGUCCAGCCGCUUGUCGUAAUCCUGACAUGUUCAAAGAAGUGGUGAAAGACGUCUUCAGAAUUAUCAUUCCGCCACCACCGCCCCUAUCAAAAAGUGAAGAUGAAUCGCGCUACGCUGGGCCGAAUGCUGCUCAGAUUCUGAAGAUCCCACCACUAGGUCAGCAGAAACAGGUUCCAUUAGAAGGAGCAACACGGGAUGUCAUCUUCGAACUAUUGAAUGCUCUUGCUGCCAAGUAUAACUGGCUCAAAGAAGAAAAUGCCUCAAGCAACAGUAACGAGGUUAAACCAGCGCAGACGUUGGCCGAGGCAAUCCAGGAGGUGGUUAGUGAGGUGACGAGAGACAUCAAUGAUCGGACAGGCAUGAUCAGGCAGGGGAGUGCACUCGAUCUGCCAUCGCAGGAUGAGGAGGGCAACCCACUACCAGGGACAACUCCUCUGACGAUCAGUGAUGCAACGGAAGUGGCCGACUCAACAAAAGAUGGUGCUAAAGAUGCAAAAACCGCAGAGGAAGCUAAGAAAUCUCGCCCGUUGCUCCCCAAGGCAGCGGUCUUGAGGUUGCUAGCGGAGCUGGUGCGCUCAUAUACGUCAUGUGCUCUUCAAAUUGCUCAGCAUACUUACCCUCCUGGGCUUACAGAACUGGUCACUGAGGAAUGUUCAGUUCUUGCAUUCAUCUUGGAUAACCUGCUCCCUUCAACUCAGACGUGUGGAGAUAAAGACUGUCCAGCCCUAUCUCGUAUGCUCAUAGCCAGCAUGGCAGCCUGUAACAACUGCCCGGACGCUCAAGCCGCCUUAGUCAACGAGGUCAAAUCAGCCUUACAGCGGGCGCUGAUCCUGCCGGAAAGCUCUGAAAAACAUGCAAAAAUACAAGCAUUAACGAACAUUAUUAGCACUAUGAUUGACUCUUGUUCUAACCCUGGCAAGGUGCAGAAUCAAGUUUUCAAGGGCCAGCAAGCGACCAUGAAUAAUAUGGUUAAAAUUCUUGUGAAACGUGGCUUGGUUGUGGACUUGGCACGGAUACCUCAUAGCCUUGACUUAUCGAGUCCGAGCAUGGCGAAUACAGUGAAUUGUGCUCUGAAACCUCUGGAGACAUUGUCGAGAAUUGUGAAUCAACCACAGACUGUGCCAAAUAAGAAUAAACCUAAGAAUCCAGCGGAUGGAUCGACUGCUGAAGGUAUUGUGGAUGAGGUGGCGGAGAACAAUCCAAUCACAGAUGCUGACCAGAAUCCUUCCUUGGAGAACAAUGACAGCGCAUGCCGAGACAUCCAGGACAUUCACAUCGAGGAUGUGACUGAGAGCCGAGACAGACAUGAAGAUCUCGAGGAGUCUGAGCCACUUGAUGCCGUGGAGCCGAGACAGGACACACACGUGGAAGAACUUGAGGAGGUGUUGGACGAGUUAUUCAAUAGGAACAACCCAGCUGAGGCUGUGGAACAGGUCUUGGGAGAGAUUAUCAUGACAGAAACGACAACCAGUGCAGCUUCCCGUGGUGGUCAUGGUGAUGAUGAUGAUGAACAUGUUGUGAUAGAUGACCACCAUGAUUCGCAGAUGGUCAGUCAGGAGUUUUCAGAUGACGAAGUUGGAGAACACCUAGGUGGUGACCGCCAUGAUGAUCAUUCAAGUGCUUCAGAUACAGAAGAUGACGAACACGAUGGCCAUGAUGAUGAUGACGACGAUGAUGUGAACGAUGAUGAUGAAGAUGAUGGUGCAGACGAAGAGGAUGAUGAAGAUGAGGAAGAGGAAGAUGAAGAUGAUGAGGGGUCUGACAUGGAAGCAGACAACGACGACUACCAAGACUUCGAGGAGUCCAUGGUGAGGAUGAGUGAUGACAAUGACCUACUGGUACACUUAGAAGACAUGUUCCCUCCAGGCCAGUUGAUUGUUGAUAAUACCCACAUCCGCACCUACCAGCAGCUUCCAAUCUCUCUCCAUGAUGGCGACACUGGUACCAGCGAUGCUCUCAUUCCAUCAGUUCCGCCUGCCCCGAGUAACGUCACCGCUAAUCAUCCCCUUCUGGUGCGCCACCCAGAAGGCCAGUCUGUGUCGGGCACGAUGGCUGCGAGGAUCCAUCGCCAUGGAGGAUUCGGCCGUCAACGAGGGACAUACAGGUACAACCCUAGCACACAGACACUGCAUGUACAUUAUCCAGCAGGAGGUGUGAGACACCCUAACCCUCCAGCCAUACUGCAGAGGUUACUUGGACCUGACUUCCUUCAGCUGACCAACAGUCUUUCAUCCCAGGCUGGGACAGGACACACUCGAGUUCUCUUUGGAAACGAUGACCUACGAAUAUUCGCAUCACGGCCAGAGGAAGAUCUUCUGGAUGAGUUCUUUCCGGAUCCAUAUGGAGACAGCACAGGCUCAGGAAAUGUCUUAUCAAGUGUGCCAUCGGCUCUGACUCGCUGGACGGAGGAGUCCCGUGUCCUUGAUGGGGACAGCGUGCAUGACUGUGUCACCUUGCUGAAGCCAGAGAUCCUCGAGGUGCUAGAGAAAUAUCGGGACGAAGAGUUACAAAAGAGACGAGAGAAGAGGAAGAACAAGGACGGUGAUGAUAAAACUAAGGAGGAUGAGAAAGAAGAAAAUGAAACCAAUAAAACAAUAGAAUGGACCUCACCACGGUCAACAUCUGCUUUACAUUCGUCUUUGAUAGAUGCCAUUGCAGUGAGCUCAGCAGCAAGUAGUAUUGUGUCCCAAGCAGCACUGCCAACUAGUCUACAGUUGUCCACUGCAGCCUCAAGAGAGAAUUCCAAUGAGGUAUCAAUGGCUGAACGUCUGGCCACUUCACUCGUGGAUGAACUUCUUUCGGCACCCGUCACGUCUGCUCCUUCAAUCAAUACGACUUCAUCUAGUCAGAGGCAAGGUACAUAUUUGACCCAUGGUUUGGUGCGAGCUUCAUUACCAGAGAUGUUACAAACACCAUCACAGUUGGUCCAGAUUAGUACGCCUGCUGCUCCACUUAGGCUUUCAGAAACCCUUCCCACGAUGCAUCCGAGUUCAUUUUCCUCGUCACCUUACGAAACGCCAAUCAGUCGUGUAGAACUUCCCGGCUACAGCUCUGAAACGCCAAUGGAAACCAACUCGGCCGCAGCGGUGUCCUCGUCCAGUCAACUUGUUGCUGAACUCUGUCGCCAGGUACCAAGUCUAAAUGCUGCCUUGGCAAGGAGUGGCCGUACGAUGGAGGCAGCAGUGUCCCAGAGCACGAUCAGACCUCCAAGUGAAGCAAGUGCCACCCCGAAUUCAGCAACUGUGGUUGCAUCUGUUGAAUCUGUGAUAACUCCUGAGGAACCUUCAAAUAUCAUCAGCUCUGAAGCUGUUACUGUACAUUCCACUCCUUCAGGGAGUAGUUCUGAAGAACCCAGCAUUAGUACACCCUCUAGCGAGAUGCCUGUUUCAAGCUCAGAUACAGCAAGUCUAAUGUCGAGUGUUCUUGCUGCAGCUGCAGCGGCUGCCGCAGCAUCAAGUGGGAAUGACCAGCCUGGGACCUCUGCCCUCACUGAAAGUGGUAUCCCCCAGUCACUUCUUUCUGACAUCCUGCUCCCUGAUGGGGUCGACCCAUCAUUCCUUGCUGCAUUGCCCGAUAACAUCCGACAGGAAGUCGUAGCAGAGCAGUUGCGUUUGCAGAGGAUCCAAGAGAGGGCGCAGCAACAGAAUGAGGCAGCUGCUCAGCAGGCGCACCUUGGGACUACUGAAGUCAAUCCUGAGUUUUUGGCUGCAUUGCCACCAGCCAUACAGGAGGAGGUGUUGGCACAGCAGCGUGCGGAGCAGGCAAGGAUAGCCUCGUCCUCUGGCACCACAACCACAGAAGCGCCCGUCGAUCCUGCUAACUUCAUCUCCUCCCUGCCAACUUCGCUGCGGCAACAGGUCUUGGCCGAUAUGGAUGACAGUAUGAUAGCUGUAUUGCCAACUCAAUAUGCUGCAGAAGCUCAGGCCCUGCGUCGAGAACUGGAAGAUCGCCAUCGACGGAUUAUGCAAGAACGAUUUAUUGCUCAAACUGGUGGUUCGUCUCUAUCAUCCAUAUUGCGUCAUGCAGGGCUUGGUAGAUUUAGAACGGGUGGUAUUCGCGCUACUCCCAGGUCUGUUCAGCCAUGGACAUGGGCACCCCGCCGACCUGGCCAAACAGGGACUACGUCAGGGAAUGUUGCUCUUCGUGGAUUACACUUGCGGGGACGUCAUCUUCUUGACCACGAGGCAUUGACGUGUUUGCUCGUUUUGCUGUUUGUGGAUGAACCCAAAUUGAACACUAGUCGUCUUCACCGUGUUCUGAGGAAUCUUUGUUAUCAUUCUCAGACACGCAACUGGGUGAUCAGGGCGCUUCUUGGUAUCGUUCAAAGAACUAGUGAAUGUAAGAUAGACUCAGAGGAAACCAAAUCUGGCAAAUCUAGUGAUAAAUCAAAGAAGAAAAGUAGCCAGUCUAGUCAUAGCGGAGAGUUACCGAUUUACCGGCCUGAAUUGAACGUCGGGCGGCAAAGUGCGCCAUCGUGGCUGUCCAUAGGAUUAGAUGCAGCCCUCGGAUGUCGGGCAAAUGUCUUCCAGAUUCAGCGUAGUGGGAAAAAAUCUGGUGGGAAUGUGGCGAAUUCGGUUGUGACGAUUCAUCCGCAGGCUUCUCCUGUGGUGUGUAGACAUGUUCUUGAUACUUUGAUCUCUUUAGCUAAAGGAUUCCCGUGCCACUUUGCGCCGGGCAACAAUAAAGCCAAGGAAGUGAAAUGUGACACUGAGAAAGAGAAAGAAAAAGAUCUUGAUAACAAAGCGAAAUCAGCUCCGAGUCUUUCUAGUCCGGCUAGAGCAGGUGGAAGUGCAAAAUCUGCGGAUGGAAAGGAAAAUAAGGAUACAGAAUUCUGGGACUUGUUGAUUCGAUUAGAUAGCUCCACCACGAGUAAAAAAGGGAAGGGUGUACAGCGGGUUCAUAGUAAUCCGAAUCUUGAGGGUGACACUGACACCAUGGAUUAUGAGUCAUCACCUAUUGGUCAGUUAAUGAGCAUGCUUGCCCAUCCUGUGAUUCGACGGAGCCAGUUGUUAACAGAUCGCUUGCUACGUCUUCUUGGACUUGUAUCUGUCGGAUUACCAGAAAUGAACAAUUCAAGUGCUUUAGCGAACGCCAUAAGCUCAUCGACACCUGUGACGAGCUUGGCCAGCACUGUGGCACCUGUUCAACCAAGUGUGAUUCGUAAUGCUGUGGUGGCGCCACCUGUGAGAUCAGCCUCGGAUGCUGCUGUGCCAAGACCAGAUGCAGCAGAGUCAAUGGAGACAGUGGAGGAGAAGAAAUCUGAAGGGACAGAUGAGGAACCAAUCCUGCCUCAGCAGCUUCAGUUGGCAGUUCAGGUGCUCACAUCCAAGUCAUGCUCUGAGGAAGGUCUAGAAGAUGCCACCAAUCUUCUGCUCCAGCUUUCCAAAGCUAAUAAUCCCACAAGGGCCACAGUGCUCGAUCUUCUCCUGAUGGGAGCACAGGAGCUGGGACAGACGGUCUGUGCCCAUAUCAGGACACUACUACAGGAGAUUCAAGAAAUGUGCGUCAAAGUCUUGGAGACAGACGAGGACAUGAAUGAAGCAGAUGCAUUGGCAGCAUCUUCUCAGCCAAAAGGUGUCAUCGCCGAUCGCUUUGGAGGCGGCAGCAUGAUCGUCGUGAACGCCCCAACAAAAAUCAAAGUGGGUCGCGAGCUUCAGUUACCGUCUAUGGUUUUGCUAACGAAUAAGACGUCAAGUCAGCAAUUCUUCCUCCGGAUUCUGAAGGUCAUUAUCCAGUUGAGAGAGGCGGCGAGAUUGGCCGCUAGGAAAGCUAAAAAAGCAGAAGCCAUGGCUAAUCUUGAAGCAGAAGCCGAGGCCAUCAUGGAGAUGGUGGGGCGACGUGAUCGUUUGGAAACGCAGCGACAGGAAAAUCGCGAGGGAGAAGGCGCACUGGAGAUCACCAUUUCAGGCAGCAUAUCUCAGCAAGCAUCUGUUGAGAGUAGGGAUACGCCAAUGGAUGUGGAUCAACCAAGUGCCAUAUCAGCAGAACCAAGCAAGCCAGUUGAGAAAAAGAAAGAAGAGAAAGAAAUUCCCUUGCCUCGUCUGAGCGACCUUCUGAAACUGGAUGACCUGUGGGAGACACUCGGUGAAUGUUUGACAGAGCUCGCGAAGACACCUGAUCAUCACGCUGUUCUUGUUCUGCAGUCUGCUGUUGAGGCUUUCUUCAUUGUUCAUGCUGGUGAGAAAGAUACCCGGAAACCUCGCGACAGUGCUGCUCAACGACGGGAAGAUCAGCUUGCUCACCUGAAUGUGGACAUCGGCAUGCCAAUGUCGCCGUUACCAGCCGCCUCCAGCAGCCAAGAUGUCAUUGGUCUGUUGACGCGAGAGAACUCAGUUGCUUCAGUUGUUUCCAUGACGUGUAGUCUUCCACCUGAUACACAGAAAUUCCUCAAAUUUGCUGAAACGCAUAGGACUGUUCUGAAUCAGAUUCUGCGCCAGUCCACCACCCCAUUAGCAGAUGGGCCGUUCUCAGUUCUUGUCGAUCAUACCAGGGUCUUGGACUUUGAUGUCAAACGCCGCUAUUUCCGUCAAGAACUUGAGCGUAUGGAUGAGGGAAUGCGGCGGGAGGAUGUUGCCGUCCACGUGCGUAGGGAGCACGUAUUUGAGGAUUCGUUCCGAGAGCUUCAUCGCCGUACACCAGAUGAAUGGAAGCAUAGAUUCUACAUUGUAUUCGAAGGUGAGGAGGGCCAAGAUGCAGGUGGGCUGCUACGAGAAUGGUACCUUAUCAUCUCACGUGAGAUCUUCAACCCAAUGUACGCCUUGUUUGCCACAUCGCCUGGUGAUCGUGUCACGUACACCAUUAACCCCUCGUCGCAUUGCAACUCGAAUCAUCUAAGUUACUUCAAGUUCGUUGGACGCAUCAUCGCCAAAGCUAUCUAUGACAACAAAUUGCUCGAGUGCUACUUCACAAGGUCAUUCUACAAGCAUAUCUUAGGAGUAUUAGUCAAGUACACGGACAUGGAAAGCGAGGACUAUGCUUUCUACCAGGGCCUUGUCUACCUGUUGGAAAACGAAGUAGAACACUUAGGCUACGAUCUGAUGUUCAGCACAGAGAUCCAAGAAUUUGGUGUAACAGAAACAAGGGAGUUGAAGUCAAACGGCAAAAACCUAUUGGUGAAUGAAGAUAACAAGAAAGAGUAUGUCAAGUUGGUUUGUCAGAUGAAGAUGACUGGUGCUAUUCGGAAGCAGCUGAAUGCUUUCUUGGAGGGCUUCUAUGAUAUCAUUCCAAAGAGGCUCAUCUCCAUCUUCAAUGAACAGGAACUCGAGCUGUUGAUUUCUGGAUUGCCGACCGUUGACAUCGAUGACCUCAAGUCGAACUCUGAAUAUCACAAGUAUCAGCCAAACUCUUUACAGAUCCAGUGGUUCUGGCGUGCUCUGCGCUCAUUUGAUCAGGCUGAUAGAGCAAGAUUCCUACAGUUUGUAACUGGUACAUCUAAGGUGCCUCUCCAAGGUUUCGCCUUCUUGGAGGGCAUGAAUGGUAUCCAGAAAUUCCAGAUUCACAGGGAUGAUAGAUCAACAGAUCGUCUGCCGUCUGCUCACACAUGCUUCAACCAGCUUGAUUUGCCCGCCUAUGAGACGUACGACAAACUGCGUGGUAUGUUACUGCUGGCUGUGAAUGAGUGCUCUGAGGGUUUUGGCUUGGCUUAGAAUAAAACAUCCGGUGCUUGGAAUUGGAACUGAAAGAACUGUGUGUGUGACACUAUUACAAAAUUGCAACGCAAUACACAACCUUUGGGAAAAUGGACCUGCAGAUAGAAUUUGUUGUAAUAUUCGAUCCAAAGCGUUGGUGCUGCAAAAGAAGGAAUAUGACAAAUUAACAAGUGUAGGAUGAAUAAAGAAUGUUUUCCCAGAUUUAAAAAGCAACUUGGAAGUUAUUUCUAUUUGCAAAGAAGUGCUGCAGUGAAAUUGCAAGUCUCUGGUGAAUUUAACCUUGAAGAUCAGCAUAUGGUUUCUUCAAGAGUGAGAUCAGUUGAUCAGUUGAUCAUGUGAACUGCUGUAGUUUGUGAACAUAUUGUACUUAAACGUGUUCCGGUUUAAGUCUUGGAGGAAAGGUCUAUAUCAAGUUGAGCUGUAAAUAUUUGAAGCAAUUUGAAGGCUGUAUGUAUGCUUGAACUUUCAUACAAUGUCAAAGAAUCUGAAGCGAUUUGAAUCAAUAGUCAAAACUUAGUGUGAAUUCUUGUCCCAUAAGGGUCGUUGCCUCUAAUCUGGUCAAGCUACAAAACCUGUAAAAUUUGUAUGUAUUGAAACCACAAACUUGUGAUGUAUAUUACUGAAUCAGACCAGAGUUAGAUGUAAGGAGUGCUCAGAGUUGUUGCCUUCAGGAAUUGGUAAAUAAUUUUCAAAAUCAUUAUGUUCAUUCUUUGAAUAUGUACUCGCUCUGUCAAGGUUGAGGCCGAAGCUUUACUUGCAUCAAUUUCUUUCUGUAUGGGUUGACCCCUCAUGCAUAUCUCUUCACAUUAUCUCUACCUAGCCCACACAACAUGUUAUUGCCGACAAAAACUAAUCUUGGUCAAGUGUCCUUCACCCAAGUGUUAUCUCGCAGUACACCGACACCAUCGAUACUUGUUAGAGGAAUAUUUGUAUACCUACUUCAAACCAGACACAAUGUUUUAACUGUGCUGAAGUCACAUGCCUAAAAUCCCCCUUCAGUCAACCUGAUCAAAUGGCACAUAUUUAAAUGAAUACCAGACAUGCUUCUUUCCUUCCAAGGCUUGACCACUGUCCCUGUUAUUGCCAUGCCCAGGACUUUUCAAGGGUUGCGUGAUGCUUUGGGCCAGAGGUUUGAUGGUCUUGAAAACUACGACAAACUGGGACAAGCCUUCUAAGCAGAAGUUGAAAGUCAAGUAUUAGAUGUAAUUCAUUUGCCAGUGAGCCUUUUGUUGGUUGUCACCUGAUGGUAGCAGAACUUUCUAAAAACAUCAUGAAGGUUACAUUUGUAGCUAAUCAAGUGCGUUUCUAGUGUUCAUGUGCAUGUAUAUAAAACUUUCAUUGAAGAUACCAUGUAACAUUGAAUUGUUACUUGUACAAUUCUAUAUUGUAUGUCUGAUUCCACGCUUUGUAAAUGCUACAGAAAUCUAUACAGGGAUUCAAAUUUUUUUAUUGUUUAUUUAUGUCCGAAACUUUGAUGUGCUUACUUACUGUCUCUGCAUUUAGAGGUAUUUAUUGAUUGAGUGCAAAGGUGCUCCCAUUUCGAAUAUUUAUGCAACUAGAAUAAAAUAUUCAGGCUUUAUUGCUAUAACAUGAAAUCAGAUUUCAAGCCUACCGUGUUUGCACUCAUCAGUGGAUUUGUCUUCUAAUGUGGAGAUUAGCUGCAGUGAAAAUCUCAACUUGUUUUACGUUUUGUUUAUCCUCUAUGUAAUUGUAAGUCUUUAUUGUCACGAGGAAAAUAGAGGGUGAAAAUAUUUUGGUGUUGAAAACAUCCCAAGUCAGUUUUGCCAACCAAAUUAACAUUCUUCUGAUGUACAUUUUAUCGGACAACAUCUACUCUCUAAGAUUCACAACAUAAGCAUGAUAUUUGGUGAAGUAAUUUAAGGAGAGCUGGUGUGUUGUGUGUCUACUGGCGGAGGGCGGGGUUCUCUGCUUGCACAACUUGCUGGGAGGGAGGGAUUCUGUGCUAUGACUGGCGACAAACUUCUGUCAACCUUCUUUUUUUCAGUUCUAUGUUAUUAUGGUGGAUUAUUUUGUCCACGUGCUUGUUGUACUUUGCAAGUUGUUUUUGUUUAUUUUCUUUCUGUGACAACGACCAAAUGUGCUUCAUUUAGGUCAUAGAGACUUGCUACUAUUGAAAUUCAAGCUUUGAAAACUGACACUUAUUUGUCUUUGUUGUGCAGAAAUACAAAAUUAUAUGGCAUUUUGUUAUAAUAGAUUGUAUCGAUAAUAAAUAUGAUGCCAAUAA